AAACAGAGGCUGGAUGGCCAUCUGUCAGGGAUGCUUUGAUUGAGAUUUCCUGCAUGGCAGAAGGGGGUUGGACUGGAUGGCCCUUGCGGUCUCUUCCAACUCUAUGAUUCUAUGAUUCUGCUUUAGGAGCUCCAUGCCCAUUUAAAUGGCUCCAUCAGUUCAGACACCAUGAAAAAACUGUUGGCUCAGAAACCAGACCUUCGUGUGAAUAAUGGAAUGACGAUGAUCGACAAGGGGAAGAAAAGGAGUCUGGGAGAGUGUUUUCAGAUGUUUCAGAUCAUCCAUCAGAUUACCAACAGGACAGAAGACAUAUUAAUGGUAACCAAAGAGGUUGUUCAGGAAUUUGCUGCCGACGGAGUGAAGUAUCUGGAGCUACGGAGCACACCCAGAGACGAACCUGCCACCGGAAUGACCAAAAGAACGUACUUAGAAGCUGUCCUCGAGGGCAUAAGGCAAUGCAGAGAAGAUGACUUGGAUAUAGAUGUCAGAUUUCUAGUGUCUGUGGAUAGAAGAGCAGGACCAACCGUUGCUAAAGAAACAGUGAAAUUGGCAGAAGAAUUUCUUCUUUCCACCGAUGGAGUGGUUGUGGGCCUUGACUUCAGUGGAAAUCCCACAGCAGGACACGGCCAGGACUUUUUGGAGCCUCUCUUAGAAGCAAGAAAAGCUGGACUGAUGCUGGCGUUGCACCUUUCGGAGAUCCCAAACCAGGAAGAGGAGACCAGGCUUCUCCUAGGUCUGCCACCUGACAGAAUCGGGCAUGGAACAUUUCUUCAUUCCCCAUCGCCAUCCUCCCCGGAUCUUGUGCAACUCGUCAGGCAAAACCGCACACCCCUUGAGCUGUGCCUGACGUCAAACCUCAAGGGACAGACUGUGCCUUCGAGCGACCAACAUCAUUUUGGCUUCUGGUACAACAUGGGCCAUCCUGUCGUGCUUUGUACCGACGACAAAGGUGUCUUUGCGACUGACCUCUCUCAGGAGUACCAGCUGGUGGCGGAGACGUUUCAGCUCUCUGAAGAACAGGUCUGGGACCUCUCCUACAAUGCCAUCGACCACAUUUUUGCUUCUGGCUAUACAAAAGCAAAGCUAAAAGAACGGUGGUGUGAACUGAAGCCUCCCUGUUUAAAUAGCAGUAGCUGAAUAUUAACACCUGGCUGGCA
Messenger RNA from Sceloporus undulatus (fence lizard), 1157 nucleotides. Its product is annotated as adenosine deaminase-like protein. The record is from RefSeq and is a predicted model, not a curated record. Gene Ontology annotation, molecular function: adenosine deaminase activity. Lineage: Eukaryota; Metazoa; Chordata; Lepidosauria; Squamata; Phrynosomatidae. Gene Ontology annotation, biological process: inosine biosynthetic process; adenosine catabolic process. The coding region runs from base 169 to 1137 and encodes 322 amino acids. The transcript is spliced from 9 exons.